This is a messenger RNA of Entrophospora candida, 174 nucleotides long. The record is from the annotation of a GenBank genome assembly. NCBI's taxonomy places the organism in Eukaryota, Fungi, Glomeromycota, Glomeromycetes, Entrophosporales, Entrophosporaceae.
AUGGAUAAACAGCAAUUUGAAGAACAAUGCGCCAAUUUAAUUAGAUUCUUGUUUAAAUCUUCAAACAAAAAACUCAAGAGCAUUACUUUUGACAUGAAUAAGAACAAAUAUUCAGCACAUUUAAACGAUAAUGAACGUCUAGCAAGUUUCAAAAGCUUAGAAAUUAAGAAUGAU